Messenger RNA from Exophiala viscosa, 2485 nucleotides. RefSeq lists its product as uncharacterized. The record is from RefSeq and is a predicted model, not a curated record. Gene Ontology annotation, cellular component: chromatin. Bases 88 to 2466 code for a protein of 792 amino acids. Gene Ontology annotation, molecular function: RNA polymerase II cis-regulatory region sequence-specific DNA binding; zinc ion binding; DNA-binding transcription factor activity, RNA polymerase II-specific. Gene Ontology annotation, biological process: DNA-templated transcription; regulation of transcription by RNA polymerase II. Lineage: Eukaryota; Fungi; Ascomycota; Eurotiomycetes; Chaetothyriales; Herpotrichiellaceae. The transcript is spliced from 8 exons.
CGCCGCCCUUCUUCGUUGUCCACACGCGACCGAAAUCAUUGGGCGCAACACUGAAUCCACCGUGCAGCUUUUGGUGCGGCAGGUGCCAUGCCUCAGAACGCCAAUAAACCUGGAGCAGCUGUCAAAACUUGCGGUAAAUGUAAUCGGACAUUUACCAAAGGCGAGCAUCUUCGGCGCCACGACCGCACGCACAACAACGACAAGCCAUUUGUGUGCACUACUUGUGGGAAAGCUUUUGGCCGAAAUGACACAUUGCAGCGCCAUCAUAAAACUCAUGCCGAUUCUCAGACUGCAUCGACUCCAGGGAGCACAAGCAACCCUGCAAAGUCGACUCACGCUGAUCCAGUCAGUCUUGCUUUUUGGACCGACCCAGGGGAGCAUCCCUUACCAGACCAACCAAACCACGGCGACUCAGCCCUGCUCAGCCAUGGCUUCAACGAGCGAAGCUCAUCGAUGGGAACCUUUCCCAUAAUGGAUAUCAAUGUGGAAGCACAAUUUCCUCUAGCCACCGAAGUACCAUUGACAAUGCCUACCUUCGAAUUUCCUGCCGGCCAGAUAGAGCACUCCUCGGGAUGGGACACCCUACCCGCAGAACUUCAUUUUCCACCAUGGAUGGCUGAUGCCGAGUUUGAUGUAACCGCAGUGAACUCGUGGGUGGCUUCCACCCUUGAUCCGAACCAGGCGACAUUCGAUCGAGGGCAGCCGUGGGGACUACCACCGCCCGUCCAGAAUCAGCACUCCGACCCAAGCACUCACGAAAGGCCUAAUCAGUCCAAAAGAAAUACUCCUUCGGUGCCACCCGUCUCUCCUGCAGGUACAAUUGUCCAACAGCAAUCUGUAUCCGACAACCGGUUCAGUCAUGCCAGAAGGCGUGAAAGCUCCGUCAGCGAUGAUAACGGCAGCCAAGCCGGAUCGAACAUCAAUAAGGUGCAUGCAGAUGCUAAUGAUGCAGAGGUUGACGAAGUAUAUCGUACACGACUGGCGAAGCAGGUCCGCUCCAAAUGGACAGGAGGUCUACUUCCAUCUACCGAUUUCCUUAACUUAUGUGUACAACUCUACUUCACCAAAUUCGGCGAUAUCUUCCCGCUAAUUCACCGCCCUUCUUUUCGUACCUCGGGAGAAAACUAUAUUCUUCUCCUCUCCAUGUGUUCUCUCGGUAGUCUGUUCGUUGGCGCAGACGAUGCCAAAGCGACGGGCCGGAAGAUGUUUGAGAAGCUCAACAAAAUCGUGCUAGCAUCAUGGGAGAAACUGGUGGGCAUUAGCAGGAUAGAAAAAGUGGCCAUUGUGCAGGGUGGCCUGAUCGCGCAGUCGUAUGCACUCUUAUCUGGGGUACGAGAACACUUUGCAAUUGCAGAGGCUUUUCAUGGUCUGGUUCUCUACUGGGCUCGAAGCGCCGGCACGUUUCAAGUGGAACCCUUAAUUCCAAAUGUCCAUGAAUUGGCCUCGUUACCGGCUCCACAACUCGACAAGGCCUGGAGAAAUUGGGCAAGGAAAGAAGCGACGAAGAGAGCGGCAUUGUGUAUGGUAAUCCAAGACGCCGAGCUUGCGUUCCUUGUGCAUCACGAAACAUGUAUUCGUCCCGGUUCGAAUGCGCUUCAGCUCGCCUUUGCGCCGGCUGUCUUUUCAGCGCCCGACGCCGCCACAUGGCUCAAAGCGCUAGGAAACACAGAGACCCCCCAGGGCACUUACAGAGAUUUGCAGCGCCGGCUUGCCCUCUCACAGCCCCUCAAUGUGCCCGCCACGGGCCUGUACUCCCUCUACGUUGUGCUUGCGGAAAUUGGUGCUGCUGCGUGUGAUGAAAGAGCAUGCGGCAACCUUCACCAAGAAAGCAUUUUCGGGAAUUUCUCAACACGGCUCAGUUGCUGGUACAGAAAUUACGAACAAAUCGUACAUACGGACCAAGAGGAUCCCUUCUGUCUCACGAUAUAUUGGCAUUCCAUAUUCUUAUACCUUUGUGUGGAUGUGUCCAGACUUGAAAGCGCAGUGGAAGUAGACUCGGCAGCGUCGGGGCCGGCGAACUCGACCGUCGAAUCUGUGGAAUAUACCAAAACUUGGUUGGCUAGCAGCGCCGCCAAACGCGCAGUCAUGCAUGGGUUCUUGAUCCAUCAACUACUCGGCCGCAGAAGGCUGGACCAAGAGCCAGCCAUUCACGUCCCCCGGGCAGUCUUUCACGCGGCCCUGGUUUUGUAUUGCUACAUUCAGUUUUCUCCGGUCCAAGGCGUCCCAGACACAGCCCUGCCGGCAGCGGAAGCAGACCUGAACUUUCCUGAGAUCAAGCUCCUUGGACAUAGUCCAUCGCGGAUCCUACUUGAAGUCAAUGGGUUUCAACCAGAGAGAUGUUCGCUGCAUGUUACCACCGUGCUGUGGUCAAUGCAUGAUCUCUUGGUCAGGGUUGGGCACUGGGGAAUUUCCAGAGAGUUUGCACGCACGUUGAGGCUGCUUAUUUCAGGCAGUCGCGGCGCAUGAAUAGUCUUUUGUUAGAUGG